Messenger RNA from Culex quinquefasciatus (southern house mosquito), 657 nucleotides. RefSeq lists its product as uncharacterized. Gene Ontology annotation, cellular component: membrane. The record is from RefSeq and is a predicted model, not a curated record. NCBI's taxonomy places the organism in Eukaryota, Metazoa, Arthropoda, Insecta, Diptera, Culicidae. The coding region runs from base 87 to 587 and encodes 166 amino acids. Gene Ontology annotation, biological process: tissue regeneration; cell adhesion. The transcript is spliced from 2 exons.
GUGGCGCUAAAGCAUUACAUGUUACAAGGCGUGCUGUAACUUAAACGUUACAACAUCAAAUCAAAGUCAAUUUUUUCUGUGAAGUCAUGACCAAAAAGGAGGAAACUCCACUGGAGUUGGAAUCUGUGGUGGAAAGUGCGCUGAAAGCUGUUGAUCCUGCGGAGUCCGAUGAUCCGGGACUCAACGAAGCUAAGAAACCUGGUCUAGGGAAGCGACUUGGGAAGUUGGUCGGGCAACGUGCCACGGAUGUGUCUCUGCUGACGGCAAACUCGAACCAGCUUCGACUGAUGAUGCACUACAACAAGCAUUCCAGCACCUACAUGAUCUGCAUCAGUUUGAUAAUCAUUUCGUUGAUUGUGCAGAAGUUGGUUGCCGCGGGUUCUUUGGCCGUUAAGAGCCGUCCAAAAAACAAGCGGAAUGUGCACCUGAAGCGAGUUAAGGUUGCAACCUCGAUUGGCGCCGCUAUCAUAACCGGAAUCAACCUUCUGAUAGCAUCUUUAGUGUCAACCGGGAGCAAAAACGCAUCCAGUAAGAACGAAACAAUUGCUGAGCAGAAAAUGGAUAAUUUGCUAAAUAUGUUGACAUGAUACGAUCACUCUUGUUUCCUACAUGUAGUAGAACAUUUUUGUCUGAAAUAAAUAGAUUUUUUUCGUUAAA